Molecule: messenger RNA, 855 nt
Organism: Leptosia nina
Lineage: Eukaryota; Metazoa; Arthropoda; Insecta; Lepidoptera; Pieridae
Source: the annotation of a GenBank genome assembly
AUGCAAUAUAAGACGGUGUCCUUGGCUUUUUUCGACAAUUACGGAAGGAACUUGCAGUCCAGCAUUAUGGAGGUGAAGUACGCAAUUUAUCUUAUUAUUCUAGCUUCAAUUCGUCACAAUGUUAUAUCAACAACGACAACUAAGGACGUACGAACAGGCGUACUUUUGAAACCCGAAAAGUUUAUCAACGGCGUCAUAGACAUCGUUCAGAGUCACAAGAAUAAACCGACUCAAAAUACUCAAUACCCCAAUUACCAACAAUACCCACAACAGUGGAACGCGCAAAGCAAUUACCAGAACGGAAAUUUCCAAAACGGGUUCAACUCUCAAACGCAGUACCAAGGGCAGUUCAAUUCGCAGAACCAAUACACUUAUCAAAACGGUUUCAACCAGAACUUCCCCCAGAACGGUAACUACCAAGGGUUUAAUGGCCAAGGGCAAGGUCAGCAAUACCAGAUCGUGUACCAAAACACCCCAAACCAGAACGGGAACCAGGGAUCUGGACAAUAUUUCACGACUCAACCUAGUCAAGGAGUUAACCAGGGGACAGGACAGUAUCAAACUAGUGCUGGACAGUAUCAAGGCUCCGGUAAUUACCAAGGUAAUCAGUAUCAAGGCAGUGGACAAUACCAAGGUGGUUCUGGACAAUAUCAGUCAACUGGACAGUUUCAAGGUAGCGGCAGCGAUGGUCAAAUCAAUGGCCAAGGUUUCAUGGUUUCCAAUGGACAAGCAGGACCAGGUCCAACCUGCGUUUGCCAGGCUUGGACUAAACCGCAAGCUGAUGCUCUAAGCGACACGCCCACACCAGACAAGGUGGAAAAAGCGUCCGACAUUAUGCAAUCCAGGAUGAUCUAA